Catharus ustulatus (Swainson's thrush) is the source of this 954-nucleotide messenger RNA. It is a transcript of the gene PURA, whose product is annotated as purine rich element binding protein A. Lineage: Eukaryota; Metazoa; Chordata; Aves; Passeriformes; Turdidae. Gene Ontology annotation, molecular function: RNA polymerase II transcription regulatory region sequence-specific DNA binding; DNA-binding transcription factor activity, RNA polymerase II-specific; purine-rich negative regulatory element binding. Gene Ontology annotation, cellular component: nucleus. The transcript has a single exon. Bases 1 to 954 code for a protein of 317 amino acids. The record is from RefSeq and is a predicted model, not a curated record. Gene Ontology annotation, biological process: regulation of transcription by RNA polymerase II.
AUGGCGGACAGAGACAGCGGCAGCGAGCAGGGCGGCGGCGGCGGGGGCGCGGCGGGCGCCGGGGGGCCGGGCGCGGGCGGCGGCGGCCCGGGCGGCGGCGGCGGCGGCGGCGGCGGGGGCCCGGGCGGCGGGCUGCAGCACGAGACGCAGGAGCUGGCCUCCAAGCGGGUGGACAUCCAGAACAAGCGCUUCUACCUGGACGUGAAGCAGAACGCCAAGGGCCGCUUCCUCAAGAUCGCCGAGGUGGGCGCGGGCGGCAACAAGAGCCGCCUGACCCUCUCCAUGUCCGUGGCCGUCGAGUUCCGCGACUACCUGGGCGACUUCAUCGAGCACUACGCGCAGCUGGGGCCCAGCCAGCCCCCCGAGCUGGCGCAGGCGGCCGACGAGCCCCGGCGGGCGCUGAAGAGCGAGUUCCUGGUGCGGGAGAACCGCAAGUACUACAUGGAUCUGAAGGAGAACCAGCGCGGGCGCUUCCUGCGCGUCCGCCAGACCGUGAACCGCGGCCCGGGGCUGGGCUCCACGCAGGGCCAGACCAUCGCGCUGCCCGCACAGGGCCUCAUCGAGUUCCGCGACGCCCUGGCCAAGCUCAUCGACGACUACGGCGUGGAGGAGGAGCCGGCCGAGCUGCCCGAGGGCACCUCCUUGACUGUGGACAACAAGCGUUUCUUCUUCGACGUGGGUUCCAACAAGUACGGCGUGUUCAUGCGGGUGAGCGAGGUGAAGCCCACCUACCGCAACUCCAUCACCGUCCCCUACAAGGUCUGGGCCAAGUUCGGCCACACCUUCUGCAAGUACUCGGACGAGAUGAAGAAGAUCCAGGAGAAGCAGCGGGACAAGCGCGCCGCCGCCGCCGCCGCCCCCGCCGUGGGCGCCGAGCCGCCCCCCGAGGCCGAGGCGGCCGCCGCCGGGCCGCCCGGCGCGCUGCUGCAGGCCGAGGAGCCCGAGGAGGACUGA